GCCUCCCUCUGCGCCGCGCACUUCCUUCCACUCGCCUGCUUGGGGGGGGGGUUUCCGUUUCUGCCUUGAAUAGCCGAAAGAGCACCCAAAGACGGCUUGUCCCCCCAGCCCCGGGGGAGGGCGGAGGCUUCUGCCCGGUGUCACCGCCUGGGAGAUGCUCCCUGGCCCACUGCUCCCCCAGAGCCCCACACAUCUGGGCAGCUUCGACUCCUGUCCCAGUUGUGGUCCCUGCAGCCCAGCCUGUCGGAAAGCAGCUCCCGAGGCUCCGGGAUGCCUGGGCAGAAUCCCCCUCGGAGGGGGAAAGAGGGGCAGCGAGGGGAGCAGCUGUGGCCACCGCCAGAAGAGCCAGAGGCUCCUCGCCCCAGGAAUGCGGGAUCCGGGCCAAGCGGCGCACGGGCAGUGGGUCUCGGGAGGAAGGCCUCUUGGUCAGAGGGGCAGCCUCGGGGGCAAGCAGGACUCUGGCGGCGGCGGCGGCAGGGAGAAGGAAGGCGCUGCUCUGGAUGCAGGAGCUGGCAUGCAACCGGGGGGGGGGGGUGCGCAUGCGCCUUCUGACGGCGUCUGUCUUGGCCCAGUGUCGGGGGGGGGGCUUGCCACCGGGCCCUUUGCCCUGGCCCCCACUCGCCCGUGGGGGCUGACGUGUUCCAAGAGAAUGGACUCCUGGGCGUUGGGCAGGGCUUGGGAGACGGCUCCAUGCCGGAAGGGCCACGCCAUCCCUGCCCACAAAGGGGAGAGCCCACCAUCCCUGCACAAGGCCGGCCGGCCCACUGUCAGUCAGCGCGGACACUUUGGAAAUCCUCCUCCUUCCUGCCUAAAUCGGCUGCUCGGUCUCCUCAAGCCCCGAGUUCUACUCCUGCCCUCAGGAGCAACAGAGAACUCCUUACUGGGGGGAACAGGGUCAGUAUGGCCCUCCUUGCAGAGGCGAGAAAAGGGUCCCAGACAGCAAACCGAGAACCAGUUGAGCCCCCCCCCCAAGGGACUGCACCCCGGCAGCCUGCUUUUCUGCGACUGUUUAGCUGGAUUCUGCAGCAGACUUGGUCCGUCUUGGGCGUCAUUGCAAAGAGAUGCUGAAUUGGCUGCCAGACUGUCAACGGCUCCCCAGAGGCCAGCUUGUUCCACUCGUGGGGAAGGCGGCUACUCUGGAGUUUGUGGCCCAAGAGGAGGCCCCACCCGUUGAGGAACUCCAGGAAGCUCAGCAGCUUCGUGUGACCCGAAAAUGGCUCAGCAAGCUGGUCACUCUGGGAAAGGGAGCCGUGGGUUGCCGCAGGAGGGACGCCUACUCCCACGUCGCGGCACGGCAGCAGCAGAGACGUGGACUGUGUUCAGCUUAUUGCUGUGGUAGCGGCAGAGAGGAGGAGAGCGAUGCCAAUAUCUCUUGGCCGGUUGGCUGCCGACUGGCAACGCACUGGCAGAUGUUCACAUAGCCCAGUUAUCUUUUGGAAAAGAUGCCGUGAGAGUUUCCGUCGUCGUGAGGCUCACUUUAGGGCUGCCGCAUUUCAUCCGGAGGUGCAGCUGAAGCUCGGCACCUCUGGAAGCUCCGUGUCUGCCUCGGAGUGUGCCGGGGGGGGGGGGGCGGCUGCUCUUCAGUCGGAGCCAGGUGUGUGCUGCUCUCCUGAAUGUGGCCUCCUGCUAGCGGCUGCCUGUCUGGGAGGCCUGUGUGUGUGUGUGUGUGGGGGGUCCCUCCGAGAUGCUGCUCUCUGGCCGGGUGGCAUGUGCUGCUUGCGAGGGGAAGCCCCCCCCCUCCGAGGGGACUGCAGCUUUGCAGGGGCGGCCAGAGGACGCCUGCAGAACAGCCUGCACCUCUCUGCCCUCCCCCUUGGAAGCCCUCCGAGCCUUGGGGAGCGGAGGAGGCUCUCCACAGGCCUGGCCUGGCCGGCCCCACCUGCUCGGGCCUCUCUGCUGCGGCGGGGAGGGAGGGGCUGGGGCUGCCUUCGGGGUGGUGGGCUAAGCAGGCCCCGGGCACUGCGAGGCCCCCGCCGCCUCCUGACCACACACGGCAGGUCGGCUUCUGGGCUCCCUCUCCGGAUGCCCUCUUGGGGGGGGGGCGUGCAGGUCCUCCUUUGCGCUUUCUCGCUCUGCGCUUUCCUCUCCGGCUGCCUUGGAGCUGCUCUGCUCAGGCAGAGUCUGGCCUGCUUGCACCGGCGCUCCCCACCCUGGCAUGCAGCGGAGGGGGGGGUCGCAUCCUGCCGCUGGUGCCCGUUCUGCCCCCACCCCAUUGGCAGGAGAGAGGGGGCCGUUUCCCGCUCCACCCCUCUAGCGGCUGCCGGGCCAACCUCUUUCCUGAUCGCACCUGUUCUCCCUU
Molecule: messenger RNA, 2299 nt
Organism: Hemicordylus capensis (graceful crag lizard)
Lineage: Eukaryota; Metazoa; Chordata; Lepidosauria; Squamata; Cordylidae
Product: translation initiation factor IF-2-like
Exons: 2
Coding region: 155-1174 (339 amino acids)
Source: RefSeq, a predicted model, not a curated record